UGGGGCUGUGUGAAAACUUCUUUGGGCCUCUCAGACAACCACAGAACCACAAGUUGGGUAGCCUGGCAGUGUCAGAAGGCUGAGCCCAGUGUAGUGGUCAGCAGGCAGGACGAUUCACUCUGAGUGCAAACCACAGGCUAUCGCCGAGUGGCGCGCAUCAUCAACCCACAGCCUGGGCUGCGCUUUUCCGGUUUUUCUCGUGAACAAUUUGAAUAUUUGUUUUCACCAAGGUAAAAGACAUCCUUGAACCCCGCCUUCGGCUGAGGGUGCAUUUCGCGGGAGGAAGCCAUGGCUUCAGAGAGCAUAUUUGAGUCAUUUCCUUCGUACCCAGAGUGCUUCAUGAGAGAUGCCAGCACAAGCCGCCGCUUCACGCCGCCUUCCACCGCGCUGAGCCCGGGCAAGAUGAGCGAGGCGCUGCCGCUCGGCGCCCCGGACGCCGGCGCCGCCCUGGCCGGCAAGCUGAGGAGCGGCGACCGCAGCAUGGUGGAGGUGCUGGCCGACCACCCGGGCGAACUGGUGCGCACCGACAGCCCCAACUUCCUCUGCUCCGUGCUGCCCACGCACUGGCGCUGCAACAAGACCCUGCCCAUCGCUUUCAAGGUGGUGGCUCUGGGGGAUGUCCCAGAUGGCACCCUGGUCACCGUGAUGGCUGGCAAUGACGAGAACUACUCAGCAGAGCUGAGAAAUGCCACCGCUGCCAUGAAGAACCAAGUUGCAAGAUUCAAUGACCUCAGGUUUGUCGGUCGCAGUGGGAGAGGCAAGAGCUUCACCCUGACCAUCACCGUCUUCACAAACCCGCCGCAAGUCGCCACCUACCACAGGGCCAUCAAGAUCACGGUGGAUGGACCCCGGGAACCCCGAAGACAUCGUCAGAAACUAGAUGAUCAGACCAAGCCUGGGAGCUUGUCUUUUUCCGAGCGCCUCAGUGAACUGGAGCAGCUGCGGCGCACAGCCAUGAGGGUCAGCCCACACCACCCAGCCCCCACGCCCAACCCUCGGGCCUCCUUGAACCACUCCACUGCCUUUAACCCUCAGCCUCAGGGUCAGAUGCAGGAUACAAGACAGAUCCAGCCGUCCCCACCGUGGUCCUAUGAUCAGUCCUACCAGUACCUGGGCUCCAUCGCCUCUCCUUCCGUGCACCCAGCAACGCCCAUUUCACCUGGACGUGCCAGCGGCAUGACGACCCUCUCCGCAGAACUUUCCAGUCGGCUCUCAACAGCGCCCGACCUGACGUUCAGCGAUCCGCGCCAGUUCCCCGCUCUGCCCUCCAUCUCAGACCCUCGCAUGCACUACCCAGGCGCCUUCACCUACUCCCCGACGCCCGUCACGUCGGGCAUCGGCAUCGGCAUGUCGGCCAUGAGCUCGGCCACGCGCUACCACACGUACCUGCCGCCGCCCUACCCCGGCUCGUCGCAGGCGCAGGGAGGUCCGUUCCAGACCAGCUCGCCCUCCUACCACCUGUACUACGGCGCCUCGGCCGGCUCCUACCAGUUCCCCUUGGUGGGCGGCGAGCGCUCGCCGCCACGCAUCCUGCCGCCCUGCACCAACGCCUCCACCGGCUCGGCCCUGCUCAACCCCAGCCUUCCGAACCAGAGCGACGUGGUGGAGGCCGAGGGCAGCCACAGCAACUCGCCCACCAACAUGGCACCUGCCGCGCGCCUGGAGGAGGCCGUGUGGCGGCCCUACUGAGGGACAGCGGCCAGCUGGGAUCGUCCGACGCGACACUGACCAGGGAAGAGCUGCGGGGAGACCCGCCUGGGCCCGCCGCUGCCAUCACCGUCACCUGGGGACCCCGCUCCAGGCCGGGCACCCCUGCGCUACGCCGCUGUCGCCCCUGGCACUUCGCAGGUUUUCAAACCUGACCCAGUUUGAGGGUGUCCACCAGACCGCCGCCAGCGUGUGGACACGUGGCAAAGGAAACAGGAAGAUUCCCGGAGGGAAACUGUGAAUGCUUCUGAUUUAGCAAUGCUGUGAAUAAAAGAAAGAUUUUAUACCCUUGACUUCACUUUUUAACCAAGUCGUUUCUUCCAAAGAGUAUGGAAUUUUGGUUGGGGAGGGAGGGCCGCGGAGGGAUGCAACUCGUCCUGUUUGACAUCUAACUCUGUUUUUGUUUUUUUUUGUUUUUUUCCUUUUCCGCACCUUAUCAAUGGCAAAAUGCGUAUUUGCAUUUGGGUGGUUUUUUAUAUACACAGAUACAAAUUUGAGCUUGCUUCUUUCUUGCCUUGACAAUUGAAAAAACUAUAUGAUUUCCUUCUCUGUUUUAUUUAACUUUUCUUUGGACUGGUGUGUAGCUGUGUCUUUUUUUUCUUUUUUUCGAGACAGCUACAGCUUUGGGUCAUUUUUAACUACUGUAUUCCCACGAGGAAUCCCUAGAUAUUUAUGUAUCUUGAUGUUCAGACAUUUACUUACGUGUUGAUACUUUUUUUAAUUAUUUAAAUGUACUUAUAUUAACAAAAAAAAUCAAGUACUACAUUCUUUUCUUUUGUUUGUGAGAGAAGCCAGAGUUAAAUGUGUCACAUCGAAGAAGGCUGGGAAAAAAAAGGAUGGCGAAUGUGAUCACUUGGUUAUCUAGAAAUAUUGUUUACAUUAAACUCCCUUUUAUGUUAAUUAAACAAGUUGGUCACUAAUGCAGCAAUGUUUUUAAAUCGGAUUUUUAGACACUGAGAGUCACUCCAAAGAUCAGAAGUAUGGAAUUUUCUGGUAAGCUCUGCAAAGGGUCUGAUAUCUGGCUCCUUCCCUUCAAACGGCGAAGGUCAAGUCUGGUCCCAGGGGGCUCAGACAGGUGCCAGUGAUUAUGUGUUCUGCGGAGGAUUCAGUUUCUCCCAAGGGAUUUGCUCGCUGCGAGGCCUUUGGUGAUUUCUGACAUGCUUUGUAAGGGAAGACAUCCCAAGUGGAGCGCUGUUGACAGAGGAGCCAAAUUAGUGGAUGG
Ochotona princeps (American pika) is the source of this 2929-nucleotide messenger RNA. It is a transcript of the gene RUNX1, whose product is annotated as RUNX family transcription factor 1. Gene Ontology annotation, biological process: regulation of cell differentiation; neuron differentiation; regulation of transcription by RNA polymerase II. The transcript has 8 exons. Gene Ontology annotation, cellular component: nucleus. Bases 289 to 1689 code for a protein of 466 amino acids. Gene Ontology annotation, molecular function: RNA polymerase II cis-regulatory region sequence-specific DNA binding; ATP binding; DNA-binding transcription factor activity, RNA polymerase II-specific. The record is from RefSeq and is a predicted model, not a curated record. Lineage: Eukaryota; Metazoa; Chordata; Mammalia; Lagomorpha; Ochotonidae.